Pangasianodon hypophthalmus (striped catfish) is the source of this 2656-nucleotide messenger RNA. It is a transcript of the gene ric8a, whose product is annotated as RIC8 guanine nucleotide exchange factor A. Gene Ontology annotation, cellular component: cytoplasm; plasma membrane. Gene Ontology annotation, molecular function: G-protein alpha-subunit binding; guanyl-nucleotide exchange factor activity. The record is from RefSeq and is a predicted model, not a curated record. Bases 206 to 1876 code for a protein of 556 amino acids. Lineage: Eukaryota; Metazoa; Chordata; Actinopteri; Siluriformes; Pangasiidae. The transcript is spliced from 10 exons. Gene Ontology annotation, biological process: G protein-coupled receptor signaling pathway.
CAGUAAAUAAGCGCAGCCAAAAUGGCGGACGACGAAGGACGAAGGUCAGCACUACAUUUCCCAGAAUCCCCCGCGGCGAGUUUUCGCUCUGUCGCUAAUCGCAUCAUGUUGGGGAUGGAUGUGUGAGUCAGAGGCUUAAUCAGGAUAUUUACUGACCGUGUUGGAUCUGUGUGAUUUUUGGUUUCUUAUCUUUAAAAAAGCAGAGAUGAAAAUGGAUUUAUCCGCCAUUAUAGACGCGCUGGAGACGCGCGAGCAGGAAGCGGCACUGCGCGCGCUGCAGAUCUACAAUAAAGAGAAGAAUCAGUGUUUCUCAUUUCCCUCAGAGGAACAAGAGGACAGAGAGCGUCUGGGCGAGCUUCUCCUGUCCUUUCUGGAUCGUGACGUCCAGCCGUCGUGUAAGCUGGCGUGUCUGGAGACGAUCCGCAUCCUGUCGCGUGAUAAAAGCAGCCUGGCUCCGUUCUCCAGCCGCCGCGCCAUCCACACGCUCGCGCGUCACGCCGCACUAGCGCCCGGCGAGGGAUUCGGGCCACAAGUCGCCGACCUGGACGUGAUCGUGGAGGCGCUGAAGUGUCUCUGCAACGUCAUCCUGAACAGCAUCGAGGCACAGGAAGCCGCCGCCCACUUGGAGCUCAUGGUGGGCGUGGCCGAGCGUCUGAAACAGUGCCGCGAGUCUCAGUGGAGCGCGGACGUGCGCUUCUUCGACCUGCGCCUGGCGUUCCUGCUCACGGCGCUGCGUGUGGACGUGAGGGCUCAGCUGGCCCGGGAGCUCAGGGGCGCUCGGAUUCUGGCCGACGCCCUCGACGCCACGCUCGGCCUGCAGUGGACCGACGCCUACGAGGUUUCCCGCUCUGAAGCGCAGGGGCCGAACGAUCUCCCGCCGCUCGGGAGGAGCGAGACGGAGCGAGCCAUGGAGAUCCUGAAGAUCCUCUUCAACAUCACGUACGAUACGGGACGCCGCAAAGUGGACGAGGAGGAGGCGGCGACGUACAGACACCUGGGAGCAAUACUGAGACACUGUUUAAUGAGUACAGCAGAGGGCGAGGAACGCACAGACGAGUUCCACAGUCACACAGUGAACCUGUUAGGGAAUCUCCCCCUGCCGUGUUUGGACGUGUUGCUGAUGCCCAAAGUGCAGCUCGGCUCCAUCGAGUACAUGGGAGUGAACAUGGACGCCGUGAACAAACUGCUGGAGUUCAUGGAGAAGAGACUGGACAGAGGGAAUAAGCUGAAGGAGACGUUGCUGCCGUGUCUCAACCUGCUGACGGAGAGCGCUCGCAUCCACCGGGAGACACGCAAAUUCCUACGGAUGAAAGUUCUCCCCCCGCUGCGUGAUGUGAAGAAUAAGCCCGAGGUGGGGAACGCUCUGAGGAAUAAACUGGUGCGUCUGAUGACUCACAUCGACACGGACGUGAAGACCUGCGCCGCUGAGUUCCUCUUCGUGUUGUGUAAAGAGAGCGUGUCCCGCUUCAUUAAGUACACAGGUUAUGGGAACGCUGCAGGCCUGCUGGCGGCUCGAGGUCUGAUGCGGGGCGGCUGGGAGCCGGGACAUUACUCCGAGGACGAGGACAGCGACACGGAGGAGUACAGGGAGGCCAAGCCACACAUUAAUCCUGUGACGGGUCGAGUGGAAGAAGAGCAGCCGAACCCGAUGGAGGGAAUGACGGAGGAGCAGAAGGAGUACGAGGCCAUGAAGCUCGUCAGCAUGUUCGACAAACUCUCCAGAGAUCAUGUGAUUCAGCCCAUGAAGCUCGGCCCGGAUGGAAAAAUGACCAAACUGGAGCCACACGAGCUUCACUGUCUCACACAGCAGCCGUUUACUGAGCGCCAGAGGAACGAUGAAGACGAGGAGGAGGAAGAGGAGGAGAACUCUGACUGAACGCGCUCAGAGAGACUGGUCAUGUUCAGCGGUCAGGAGGAGGAAAUGACCUCAGAGUGAGAUUUUAAAUAACAACUCAGCCCGUGAUGGAGAACACACACACACACACAUUUGUCUUACUAUCUUUGUGAGGACUUUGACAUAAUGAUUAACACUGCUAAUUAACGCUACGCUACACUGAAAUCUAACACUAACCUUUCAGCUCUUUUAGUGUUUUUUCUUUUUGUAAAAGCAAAGUUUUCCUCAUGAGGACCAGCCAGAUUUCCCCACAAGGUCAAAACUCCGACAUUCUGAUCAUCAAGGGAACAUCUGGUCCUCACCAAGAUAUAAAAACACACACACACACACACACAGGUUAUUGCUGUGCUCAGUUUCAGUCUCACUAAAGACCUUCUGUAAUACAGCGUGUGUGAGUGUGUGUGAGAGAAAGAGACAUCAAUACGGAAUAAAUCUUUCUGCUUCUUUCUGUUCCGUUUAUUUAAUUAUUUAUUUUGUUUUCUUCAUGCUGAUGUUUUAAAGCUUGGACCUGAAACCAGCAGCGUGAAGCUUCAGCGCGACUCGUGUGUAUGAUUAUUAUUUCAAAGGAACAUUUCUGCAUUUUUUUCUGGAUAAUUCGUUACAUAAAGUCGAACUGAAACCGCUGAUUGGUGUAACAGUGGCGUGAGAGCUGAACGCACUCGUGUGUUUAUAUUUACUGAAUGUUUUUUUGAUGUUCUGUGAUGAUAUGAUGUUUUAUGACGGCUUGUUGUCAGUCAGAUGAAUAAACAAAGCUGGGUUUUA